Molecule: messenger RNA, 1314 nt
Organism: Trypanosoma theileri
Lineage: Eukaryota; Euglenozoa; Kinetoplastea; Trypanosomatida; Trypanosomatidae
Product: putative origin recognition complex subunit 1, putative,cell division cycle 6
Exons: 1
Coding region: 1-1314 (437 amino acids)
Biological process (GO): DNA replication initiation; mitotic DNA replication checkpoint signaling
Cellular component (GO): nuclear origin of replication recognition complex
Molecular function (GO): ATP hydrolysis activity; DNA replication origin binding
Source: RefSeq, a predicted model, not a curated record
AUGAAGCGUCCAAGAGGUCGCUCAAAUGAACGUAUAGUUUCUGCUCUACGUGAGGGUGUAGCUGCUCUUAGUGUAUCUAGUGCAGCAGCUUCAAAGGAGCUAACAUGUCGUGAUGUUCACGUAAAUACUAUAGUUGAUUUUCUUAAUGAUAGUGUUCAUCCUGUUAUGCAGAUAUUUGGUAUGCCUGGAACUGGGAAAACAGCAUCUGUAAACCACGCUCUUGCUGUUCUUGCACAUUCAGCUCCUUCUGGAAGAAAACCAACUGCAGUAUUUCUUAAUGGUUACGUCAUUCAGAAAAGCUCUGAUAUAUACUGGACCUUAAAUUCUCAUUUAAGCAAGGCAAGGUUGGGUCAUAGUGAAAAUUGUUCACCUGAGCAAUGUGCUGCAUUAAUAGAAAAACGUUUUAGACAAGGUUGGGGUAGUUCUCCUACACCUUUGUGUAUGAUUGUUAUAGAUGAAGUAGAUAAAGUGUUGAAAAGGCAUCAUAAAGCUUUCUUCAGAAUUGUUGACUGGUUAAGUUUUCCUUUUGCAUUUUGUAAGUUGAUAACUAUAUCUAAUAGUAUGGAACUUGCAGCAGAUGCGAAGACUAGAAGUCGUUUAGAUAUAACAAAACGAUUAGUUUUUGAACCAUAUAGUUUUUCUGAAUUAAAAGAAAUUCUUUUACGAAGAGUUGAUCAUAUUAAACCUACUUUGUUCGCAGAAAAAGCUAUUAACUAUUUGUGUAAUCAAACAGCAUCACACUAUGGAGAUGUUAGACGUUUGCUACAAUCUGCAUCAGCUGCUGUUUGUGGUCUUAUGAUGAAAAUUGAAGAAGGUUAUCAACCUACAGAAGUAAAUGAUGGUUUAUUAGCUGUAAAAGAUGUGCAUGCAGUUGUUCGUCAAAUUUUUCAUGAUCGUUUCGUCGAAUUUAUUCAAACAAUUCGACUUCCUAUACUCUUUAUAAGUGUUGCUGUAAUAGCUAAUGAAACUACAAAAAUAUUUCAGACGAAUCCUAUUGAUAGUCGUUUGUCUCUGGAUACUCUUUUUGUUGCUACAAAGAGGGCUCAACAAACAUUUAGUGUAAAAUUAGGUGAACCUAAUUUUAUUGUCUUAAGUUAUGGGGCCUACUUGGAAAUUGUUGAGAUGCUUCGAGAAGUGGCAUUGAUUGAUAUAACAAUAGGAGAAGAAUGUAUUCCAGUUAAGUCUGCCCAAUACCUUCUUGAAGUAACAGAAAAAGCUUAUGUUUCAAUGUUACAACCAUUUCCAACUGUAGUAGAUUCGUGUAAAUUGCAUGACUUAUUUGGUGAAGGCAUAAGCCCACUUUUCAUUACUUAG